Messenger RNA from Branchiostoma floridae (Florida lancelet), 2628 nucleotides. RefSeq lists its product as uncharacterized. The record is from RefSeq and is a predicted model, not a curated record. Gene Ontology annotation, molecular function: protein-lysine N-methyltransferase activity. Lineage: Eukaryota; Metazoa; Chordata; Leptocardii; Amphioxiformes; Branchiostomatidae. Gene Ontology annotation, biological process: peptidyl-lysine methylation. The transcript is spliced from 10 exons. The coding region runs from base 493 to 1998 and encodes 501 amino acids. Gene Ontology annotation, cellular component: cytoplasm; cytosol.
UGUCCCCCUUUCCCCCUCUAAAACGGAGGGCGUACGUUGAUGUUUUACCGAGAGGAAGUGACGUCAUCAGUACGGCGGGCCUGGAUGCCAGGCGGUACUCCUUGUCUCCCUGGGGUAACCAACCGUUAGCCGCAGACACUCACCACAACAACGUCACCCCUGCUACGAUUUCACCAGGACGACACCCCCCUGAAUCAUCCCAUACCCCCUCAACAAGUCUUACUCACGGCGUUCCUACCAGCGGAUAGCUGCAAAAGAUGACCACAAUGCUGUCACAAAGAUUCUGAGGGAAUUACCGUUAGCCGUGGAAGAUUGGUAGGCGUUAGCAGUUGAAGAUCGGUUUGCCGUCAGAAGGCCUUGAUGACUUCAAACAGAAGAAGCGAGUCGCUAUGCGGCAUCAGUACACGUUUACAGACAAAGCUGACACGCAUUGAUGUACAACUGACGUAGCUGGACGCAUGCGCAGAUGAGCGUGCGACACACUGCCGACAUAUGGACUUAGGCACUGAAUCCAGCAAGUCCCCGGGAGACGUCACCCAGGGAACGAGUGAGGAGGCGCCCUCCAACCUUCCCACAGUGCUUAUCGCGUGCGGGGCGGUGGGCGGGGCCGUCCUGGUAGUCCUGACCAUCGCCGUGUGCAGGUACUGUCUGGGGCGGCGCAAGGGGCUCAAGAGCGACGUGAGAGGCGACUAUGGGGAGGGUGAAAAUUUCGACAUCAAUGUUCACACCUUGUCAGAUAUUCCUGAAGACACCGUUCCGACUCUGGUGCUGAGCGGUGGUCAGCUGGGCGUUCCCGACCAAUCAACGCAGCGCAGGGUGUCCUUCCAGGGCGUGGAUCUCCUUGACGACGACGACAGCCCCUUAAGGAGGGACUCCAACAAAAGGAGAAGAUACACUGAGGGAGACUUCCACCACCUGAAGAAGGCACGUCUGAACAAGACCCUGGGCCUUCCCGCCAUCCUGAAGUCGGCCUCCGUGGACUCACCCCGCCCGGCCCGCGAGACCUACCCGCUCCUCACCAUCACACACGCCGACGAGAUGGCAGACGAGCCGGAGAGCCCCAAAGAGACAGACACCGAGUCCCCGGGUCCAGACAGCUGCCGCUCGGAUCGCAGGAAGUCCUCCGAAGUCAGCGUGCCUGUAGAAGUGCACCGUGGAAGCGAGCCCCCCAAGGAAGGGUCGGGAGAACAGAGCGCCGUCAGGCAGUUCUUUCGCAAACUGCAGAAACACGCCAGCCUGGACGCCGUGUUGCCUUCGCAGCAGAAGAUCCAGCAAUGGAAGACUUGCAGGCCUUGGAAGAGCUUCGACUGCCAGGUGUUGAGCUCUCACCCCCGCCCUCUACUGAGGCAACGUGCGGUGUCCGACCCGGUUGAAAGAGAUCCAGGAAAGACCGACAUCGAGCUGGGUCGAAAAGCUAAGAACUCUUCCGGUCGAUUCCAGUCGACGGGGAGCUUCCAGGUUGUGGCGGGUGCGGAGGAGGCCAUCAUUCUGGGGCGAUAUCUGGAGGCCAACAAAGACAAAGUCGUGGAUAGAAAAAUAAUAGAGCUAGGAGCUGGGACCGGACUAACGGGAAUAGUAGCCAGUUUGCUGGGCGCGAAGGUCACCAUCACCGACACAAAAGAGGGCUUAGAAUCGACGCGAAUUAAUGUUGGUAGGAACACAAGGAACGUCAGACACGCUCCCCUGGUGAAGCAGCUGAAAUGGGGAGAUGACCUACACAUGUACCCCACGUCGGACCACUACGACUACAUCCUGGGAGCUGACAUCAUUUACAUAGAGGAAACCUUCCCUGACCUACUGCGCACGCUCCGGCACCUGUGCGACCAUGACACGGUCAUCCUCCUGGCCAGUAAGAUCCGCUACGAGCGGGACGAACGUUUCUUCAACAUGUUACGUCAGGAGUAUGACGUCAGAGUCAUCAAGGAGGAUAGAGAGGAAGAAGUGAAGAUCUACAAAGCCACACUGCCGAGAAAUGGCGUUGCCGCAAUGCCCUGCUAGGUGGCGCUUUUGGUUCUUGGUCUGUACGGCUAUGCACGAAAAGAAGAGAAGCCAUAUGAAAAGUCGUAUUUUUCACGGGGUGCAUCCUAUAGCUACGUCAUUAAAAUGACGUUGAGUGCCGACCAAUAAGCGAAAGAGUGGCAAACUCGCUGUCCGGCUCCCACGUCAUUUUAAUGACGUAGGUUGACGUAGGUUGUCAUUAAAACAAUGUAAUGCUUAUCAAUUCCAAAAAAAUGAUGGUGCCUUAUGAUAAUACUUUGCUUAUCUGGCUACUCUCCCCUAUGGAAAACAAGUCAAAUGCAUAUAUAUUCUCUUGCAACUGUAACGUGUUAUGCACUACAAAGUAUAUUUAUUUGAAAAAUUGAAAAAAAGUGAUGAGUUCACAAAAUAUUUUAAACUGAAUUAUCACUAAAUAUAUAAGAUACUUGAUUUUUACUAAUAUCUGCACAUGUACAUUUUUCUCUAAAUACAUGAUGUAACAUGUUAGGUAAGAUACCUUGGUGCUUGGUGGAAGCAUUUGAGUUCACGUACGGUUGCAUUAUUAGCCUGAAAUGGAUAAGCUGCGAUCACUUUAAAAAAGGUAUUUGAAGUAUCUGCAUGAAUUUGCAAUAAACUUUCUAUUCAAACCUA